Aspergillus bombycis is the source of this 1167-nucleotide messenger RNA. Its product is annotated as NAD-dependent epimerase/dehydratase family protein. Lineage: Eukaryota; Fungi; Ascomycota; Eurotiomycetes; Eurotiales; Aspergillaceae. The transcript is spliced from 3 exons. The record is from RefSeq and is a predicted model, not a curated record. The coding region runs from base 1 to 1167 and encodes 388 amino acids.
AUGGAAUCCCGUUCUCUCCUUGUUACCGGCGUCUCUGGGUAUAUUGGAGGCGCCGUCUUGUCUGCCAUCCUGAAGACCAAAGAUCCCUGGGCCAAGGAUCUGAAGAUAUCAGCCCUGGUUCGCACCGAAGCACAGGCCGCAAAGAUCAGAGGCCUGGGAGUAACGCCAGAAUUAUGCUCAAGCUUCGAUGAACUGGAUAAGCUGGAAAACAUCGGUGAACAAAUUGAUAUCAUCAUCCACGCUGGGUCCGGAUGGCAUACGCCCUCUGCGAAAGCGCUGAUCAAAGGACAAGGUACACGGCGCCAAAAGACUGGCAACAGGGUGCAUUAUAUCCAGAUCUCAGGCACAUCGAAUCUGAGUGAUCGCCCGUAUACUGAAGGGUACAUCGACAAUCACGUUUUCUCAGACGAAGAAGAUAUCUUCUCGUAUGAGAAAUACCGGGAGUCUCGUGAAGUGUACUUUCAACGAACCACGGACAUUGCCGUGGUGGAGGAUGGGGAGGCUUUCGGAGUGACCACGUACAUUAUAAUGGCGCCGACCAUCUUUGGACUUGGAAGUGGCCCAUUCAACCGCUUCUCCAUGCAGCUCCCAAUGUUAAUCACAGACGCCCUGCAAACCGGGGGUUGUAGUGUCGUUUCCAGUGGCGACACAAUCUAUAACCACGUCCACAUCGAAGACCUGGCGGCGCUGUAUUUGAUUCUGCUCCGCAAUAUCUGCGCGAACAUUACAAUCCCUUCUGGUCGCAAAGGAAUCUAUUUCUGUGAGAGUGGCGAGCACUCACACUUCGAGUUUUCGGAACGCCUGGCUCAAGCCGGUCACGAGUUGGAGGUUUUCUCAUCCAGCGAGGUCUCGAAGAUCACUAUUCAGGAAGCGGGUGAGAAGUGGCUUUUCGGCAACGCUGCUGGUGCUGAGUUGGGGUUUGCGUCUAAGUUCGUUCCCUCCAUCACUCUUCCCUUGUCUAUGACUGUAUUUGCUGACAUUCGAUGCCAUCUGAUUAGCUCUCGUAUCAAAGCCGUUCUUGCUCGCAAACUAGGAUGGGCUCCGUCGUAUGCUGGAGAAUGGGAGAAUACGUUCCGCACUGAGCUGACUGAGUUUAUCACAAAUCCUCCCGCCCGGCGAGAGAUUCCCAAAAUCCCGGAGAAAAUAGAGCCAGAGGGAUCACGCUGA